Molecule: messenger RNA, 963 nt
Organism: Vanrija pseudolonga
Lineage: Eukaryota; Fungi; Basidiomycota; Tremellomycetes; Trichosporonales; Trichosporonaceae
Gene: COX11
Product: Cytochrome c oxidase assembly protein COX11, mitochondrial
Exons: 2
Coding region: 16-885 (289 amino acids)
Cellular component (GO): mitochondrial inner membrane
Molecular function (GO): copper ion binding
Source: RefSeq, a predicted model, not a curated record
ACCCACCUCACCACCAUGCGGCCCACACCAGCAAUCUCAAGGCUUGCAGCGUCCGCACGGCCGGCGUGCGUGCGCCGCGUCGCCGUCCCGCGCUUCGCUCGUGCCUACGCGGCCCCAGUACCGCCGCCGCCUCCCUCCUCGGCCGCCUCGUCGUCGUCCGCCGCAUCAGCAGCGGCGGCAGCGCGCUCGGCAGCGAUCAAGGCGGCCCGCGACAAGAUGUACGCCGAGAACAUGCGCCGCAACCGCACCAUCCUGCUGUACUCUGUCGGUGCGCUCGCCAUCGCCACAGGAGUCACGUACGCUGCCGUGCCGGCGUACCGCGCGUUCUGUGCGGCCACCGGAUUCGCAGGCACGCCCAUGACGGACCCGGAGCGCUUCUCCGCCGACAGGCUGUACGCGACCGACGAGAGCAAGGGCAGGCCAAUCACGGUGCGCUUCGAGGCCACGUCCAACGACGCGCUCCCGUGGAGCUUUGAGCCGCAGCAGCGCAGCGUCCGCGUCGUCCCCGGCCAGACGGCGCUCGCGUUCUACACGGCCAAGAACAACUCGGACCAGGACCUGAUCGGUAUCGCGACGUACAACAUGACUCCGGACAAGAUCGCACAGUACUUUGCCAAGGUCGAAUGCUUCUGCUUUGAGGAGCAGAAGAUCCGCGCUGGCGAGGAGGUCGACCUCCCCGUCUUCUUCUUCAUCGACCGUGACAUUGUCGACGACCCGACGCUCGACAAUGUCGACGAUGUCGUCCUGUCCUACACGUUCUUCCGCGCUCGCAGGAACGACAGGGGCCACCUCGAGCCCGACGCGCCAGAGGAGGUGGUUCACAAGACUCUCGGCUGGGACAAGUACGAGCACGCGCCAAAGCCCGGAGGAGAGGCAAAGGCAUAAGGGAUUGGGAUUGAAGAGGGAUCAAGGCAAGACAAGACAGCAUAGUAGAAUUGCAUAGCAUGAACACACUUUUCAGCC